ACCCGCAGCGCCGCGUCUGCGCACGCGUAGGUCUCAAUUCGGCAAAGCGUCGAAACCCGGAAAUAACCCGUUCCGGUACUUCCAGCUUCGGCUCGGUGUGCAACCUGAAAACGCGCAACCUGAAGCAUCUGUAACCAAAGUUAGGAGUUGUGAGACAACAUAUUGUGGAUCUUUUAAACUGCUGUCUCUUUGGGAAUGACGUGGCAGAACAAGAUUGGGUCAAUAAUUUGCGCUGACAGUUUCAAAGCAUGGAUAUUAAUCACAGUAAAGGAUGCAUCAAUUUCUAAUCAGCGAGGUUUAGUAUUUUCAAACACAAAACAAGACAGAAAGAGAAAGGAAGUUGAAGAUCUAUGGAUGGUGCUCAUUAAUGAGUGAAGAACCAAAAGGUUGGGACUGUGGCCAAGAAGCAAUGGAGAAUAAAAGUUUGGAGACUUCCCCGUCAGACCUAAAGUUAGUGGCCCACCCAAGAGCAAAGAGCAAAGUGUGGAAGUACUUUGGCUUUGAUACCAAUGCGGAAGGAUGUAUAAUGCAGUGGAAGAAAAUCUACUGCCGCAUUUGCAUGGCACAGAUAGCCUAUUCAGGAAACACGUCUAACCUCUCUUACCACCUUGAAAAGAAUCAUCCAGACGAGUUUUGCGAGUUUGUGAAAAGCAACACUGAGCAAAUGAGGGAGGCCUUUGCCACGGCGUUUUCAAAACUGAAGCCAGAAUCGUCUCAGCAGGUUGUUCAGGACACCUUAAUUAUGAAGGCAGGUCACAGUUACGAGAAUAAAAAGCACCAAGAGCUAACAUUGGCAGUGAUUAGCUUACUAUGUGAGGGGUUAUAUCCUCCUUCCAUUGUAGAUGAGCCGACCUUCAAGAACCUUUUAAGAACGGCCGACCCCAGAUAUGAACUUCCUUGCAGAAAGUAUUUCUGCACAAAAGCGAUUCCUGAAAAAUAUAUGGCUGUUAGGGAUGUUGUGCUAAAAGAGCUGACUGAUAUCCCGUGGUGUGGCAUAUCCUCUGACAUGUGGAGAAGUGGGAACCAGAACAGAUCCUACGUAACACUGUCAGUUCAUUUUCUCAGUAGCGGCGCUUCCAGCUGCCUGGCUGUUAAUUCCCGGUGUUUAAAAACAUUCGAAGUGCCCGAGGAAAACACCGCAGAGACUAUUACGCGAGUACUUUAUGAGAUAUUCAUUGAAUGGGGAAUCAAUACAAAAGUUUUUGGUGCUACAACAGAUUACGGAAAAGAUAUUGUGAAAGCUUGCUCUCUUCUCGACAUUCCAGUGCAGAUGCCAUGCUUAGGGCAAACUUUUAAUGCAGGUAUACAGCAAGCUUUUCAGCUUCCUAAGCUGUGUGGUUUCCUGUCGAGGUGUCGGAAGCUGGUGGAAUAUUUUCAGCAGUCUUCAGUAGCCAUGUGCAUGCUGAGCGAGAAGCAGAAGCAGCAGAACACUCCGCCCUGCAUGCUUGUGAGCGAUCGUGUUUCCUGGUGGGGAAGCACUCUUGCCAUGCUGCAGCGACUCAAGGAACAGCAGUUCGUAAUUGCCUCAGUUCUUGUGGAGGACAGCAAUAAUCACCACCUGAUGUUGGAAGCCAAUGAGUGGAAUACAAUUGAAGGCUUGGUGGACUUGCUCCAGCCGUUCAAGCAGGUUGCUGAAAUGAUGUCUGCUUCCAAAUAUCCGACAAUAAGUAUGGUGAAACCUCUCCUUCACAUGCUGCUGAACACAACACUAAACAUCAAAGAAAAUGACUUGAAAGAAAUUAGUAUGGCAAAGGAAGUGAUAGCCAAAGAAUUGUCCACAACAUACCAGCAUGCACCUGACAUAGACAUGUUUCUCAAUGUUGCAACUUUCCUGGACCCCAGGUACAAGAAACUUCCAUUUCUUUCAGCAUUUGAGAGACAGCAGGUUGAAAAUAGAGUGGUAGAGGACGCAAAGAGUCUCCUAGAGGAAGUAAAGGAGAACACAUUGAGGCCUGAAGAAAAGUUUUUUGCUUUGUCUGAAGAGCCACCAGUGAAAAAAAUGGUAAUUUCCUCUACCCCUCCUCCUACUAGCGCCAUCAAUAACAUGCUUGCAGAGAUAUUUUGCCAGACAGGGGGUGCUGAAGACCAAGAGGAGUGGCAUGCUCAGAUUAUUGAGGAGCUGAGUAAUUUCAAAUCGCAGAAAGUUCUUGGACUAAAUGAAGAUCCACUCAAGUGGUGGUCCGACAGGCUAGCUUUAUUUCCUGUUUUGCCAAAGGUACUUCAGAAAUACUGGUGUAUUGUGGCCACAAGGGUUUUCCCCGAACGUCUCUUUGGUUCCUCUGCAAACAUUGUUAGUGCUAAGAGAAAUCGGUUAGCCCCGGCCCAUGUAGACGAACAAAUCUUUUUGUAUGAGAACUCUCUCAAUGGGUCAGAAGCUGAGCCAGAGGAAGAAGAUGAAGGUGAAUGGGGUUUGAAUCAGGAGCACAUCACUAGUCUAAGUGACACCACAAAUGUAAACAGCAGUUUCUUUAAUAUGCGAGACAGUGGCUUCAUGUAGAAGGAACGCUUAAUGGUACAUUUUCAGAGGAAAGGGUGCUUGUUUUAGGUUGCCAUUACCAAAAAAUAGUUUCACAGUGUUGUAGUGUUGUAAAUACCAAAUGCUUGUAACAUAGCUUUGUUUUGUGUGUGUGUGUGUGUGUGUGUGUAUGUGUGUGUGUGUUGUCUUAAAUCUUGAGUGCAACCUGAGACUCCAAAACACAGAAGUAGGCUUGAAAGUUAUUAUUGAAUUCAAAUCCAUAUUCAGGCAAACUUUUAAACAUGUUAAAUGUCCUCUGUUGUUGUAGAUAUUAUUGUUACUAUUAUUUACUGAAUUUAUAUCCUACCCUUCUAUCUGAUGGAGCCCAGGGCAGCAAACACUUCCAUAAUAAAACAAUACUGGUUGUUGUUUUUUUUAAAAAGCAAAACAGCUAACAACAUUCAAAAAAUUUACAGGUAAAUUUACAGUUACAAAUAAAAAGUUUCUUUCAUUCAGGGAUCCCAGGGUUGCCAGGAACAGUAUCAGGGUAAACAGGAACAUGGAUCAAGGCAGACUGGAUAGCUCAGUUGCUUAGAGCACGGUGUUGAUAAUGCCAAGGUUGCAAGUUCGAUCCCCAUAUGGGACAGCUGUAUAUUCCUGCAUUGCAGGGGUUGGACUAGAUGAUCCUCAGGACCCCUUCCAACUCUACAUUCUAUGAUUUUCAGAUUCCUUCUGAAAGUCAGUAAUAAUAUUGGAGACAGACCCACCUCACCAGAAAGAGCAAUUCCACAAAUGGGAAACCACUACUGAAACGGCCCUGUUGUAGGUCAACACCAACAAGGGAGCCCCAAGUGGUGGCACCAUCAGCAAGUCCUUACCUGCCAGUUGUAGAAUCUGAUGUGGUUGAUCCUCAAGAAGGUGUUCAUUUAGGUAAUUGGGCCCCAAGCCAUUUAGGGGUUUAUAUACUGGUACUAACACCUUGAAAUGGAUCUACUAGCUCACCGGAAACCAGUGAAGCACUUUCAGGACCAGUGAAGGGCUGUGUCACUUACCAGCCUAGCAGUCACAUUCUACAGCAGUCCAGACAGGUUACUAGAGCAUAGGCAACUGAAGCCAGGCUGUCCUGGUCCAAGAGUGCUGUAGCUUGUGAAUCGGCCUAAGCUGGACAUCAGCACUCCAUCAGCACUCCUAUCUCUUGAGAGUUGGUGAUGUGUCUGAAUCCAGGAAUACUCUCAGACCACAAGCCUGUUCCUUCAGGGGCAGUGUAGUUCAUCCUAGAACAGGCCACACACCUAAUUUCUGGACAUGGGAGCUGCCAAACACAGUACCUCAAUUUUACCAGUUUAUUGCUGAGCAGCAAUCUCCUAGUAGUACUUUCUGGUAGCAACCCUACAGGUAGUGGAACCACUGAAUAUAGUAGUUCCAACUCCCAGCUCAUGGUUAGUGGUGUCAAAAGUUGCUGAGGGGUGAAGGUGAAACAACACAGUCACCAUCCCCAUCUCUCUCCUGAUAAAGGCAAUCAAGGCUAUUCUUGUGUCCAAACAAGAUCUGAAACCAGAUUGGAAUGGAUAUAGAUAAUUUGCUUCUGCUUGCUGGCCACUACCCUCUUGGUCAACUUGGCCUGGGAAGGGAAUAUUGAGAGACUGUAGAUUUUCUAAAACCUUUGGAACCAGGUAGGAUCUAUUAAAGAAGAGUCAAACCACUGCCUAUUUUAAGGUGGUGGGAUUAACUUCUUCCCACAGUGAGGCAUUCUUUUAGGAAUAGAAAUAAAAAGAUUCCUUCAGUAGCACCUUAAAGACAUCUGAUGAAGUGUGCAUGCACACGAAAGCUCAUACCAAAAUAAAAACUUAGUUGGUCUUUAAGGUGCUACUGAAGGAAUUUUUUUAUUUUUGUUUCGACUCAGACCAACACGGCUACCUACCUGUAACUAGUUUUAGGAAUAGGACACACAAGUAAAAAGGGUAACUUCUAAUCUAAGCAAUUAAUCAGCCCUUCUGCUACAAACAGAACUAACAUGUUGAAUGGUCAAGCCUAACAGAUGGUUUAACUCCAUUGCAGAGUUUAUUUGCUGCAGGGGUUUGAAGUCUUAAAAGCUUUGAUCUGAACAUCCUCAAGUGUUUAAAUAUUUAAAGUUUUAAAGGUAAGAUCAGAAAACCAAGGCUUUUUUUU
This is a messenger RNA of Zootoca vivipara (common lizard), 4624 nucleotides long. RefSeq names its product zinc finger BED-type containing 1 (gene ZBED1). Gene Ontology annotation, biological process: regulation of transcription by RNA polymerase II. Gene Ontology annotation, cellular component: nucleus. Gene Ontology annotation, molecular function: DNA binding; protein dimerization activity. The record is from RefSeq and is a predicted model, not a curated record. NCBI's taxonomy places the organism in Eukaryota, Metazoa, Chordata, Lepidosauria, Squamata, Lacertidae.